GCAGCUGUCGCAACAACAACAAGCAGAAUUUCUGCAAAUUUCUUAUUUACCUCUGUUUGAUUUUAUGAUUUGAUCAAAUUAUGAUGGAUCAAUUAGCAAAAACGAUAGCUGAUUUAAAUUUUGAUCCCAAGUCGGACCAAGGGAGGAUCGUUGUAUCGCAGCUUGUGGAAGCGUCUUCCAGCAAUGAAGACACAACCUGCUUGAUUGGUCCCGUCAUGAAAUUGCUGCCAUCAUUGGACUUGGGUGUUAAAAAAUCCAUUCACCACAUUUUACCAAGGCUGUGCAAAAAGCACCCUCAAGCAGCCGUGUUGGCCGUGAACUGUGUCCUCCAUGACUGCGGCGACCCAAAUCCGGAGGUCAAGUGUCUUGGCGUUGCCUCCAUCUGUGCCAUUCCCGAAUUUACAGAACAUGUAUCUGGAGUCGUCCAAACACUUCUGUCUGAUCCGCAUCCAAAGGUGCGACUUGCAGCUGUGAAUGGAUGCAGAGCGCUUCACAAACACAGUCCUGCGGCUCCCUUAGAGCUAGGACUUAUCGACAUCCUCUAUUCUCUUGUCCGAGACUCAGAUUCGAAGGUCUCUACCGCAGCGAUUUUAACUUUGGACUUUCUGCUGGCCGAGGAGGGAGGUGUGAUUGUCACUAAGGCAAUGGCAAAACACCUUUUAAGACGCCUCGGUAGCUACCCCCCGCCGCAACUGGCCUCUGUCCUCCAGGCACUUGCCAAGUACAAGCCCAAGGAAGAGGCUGAAAUAUUUGAGGAAUUGUCACUCAUCGACCCGUACCUGGUUUACUCCCAAUACUCUGCCGUCAACGUCAACAGCAUUAACCUCUUUCUUACUCUCAUCGAAGGUCCUUUUGAGCACCUCGUUGACCAACUCGUGCAAAGGUCAAGCCCGAGUUUAGUCGAGUAUCUGUCCAGCACGUCAGAGUCAACAGCUACCCUUGUGAUAAACUUCUUGUCUGGUGCUAGAGGGAAGAAUUGGCUCCAAGAUUUGCCUUCGGCUUCGUUGGUGCCAAGAAUGACCGACUCGUCAAAUGUGAAGAUGAAAAAAAUGGCCCUUUUGUCUGUGACCUGCCGGAAUGACGAGGUGGAGAAAGUUCUUACCUCGAUCACCCCCUUUUGCUAUGAAAAUAGUUGUGGGCAACAGGCAAUUCAGUGUCUAUGUGAGAUUCGAGCAAAGUUCGAGUCGUCAGCAAGUAAGUGCCUAUCAGUCAUUCUUCAGCUUUUGGACUCGCCAGAUCCUCAAGUACUGAGAAACACACUGGCUGGUGUGGAAAAGUUCAGCUUUGAAGGAAUUCCGUCUGAAGAAAUUUUGAAAACGCUUGAGAAAAUUGUAGACAGGAUGGACUUAUUCAAGCCAGAAUCUAUUCCAUCAGUUUUGCCGCACUUACUUGGACUGCAUGGAGAGACUUUGCCCACUGCUCCUUACAUUUUAGAGCAUUUGGUCAAUAAUUACGAGCAGCUCACUGAAGAAACUCGAAUGUUUUUGCUGGUGGGCACGUUGCGGUUAUUCCUGAAACAGCCUGGUGAGUGCCAACUUACAUUAGGCCGACUUUUCCAAUUUUGCGUCAACGACUGUGAUAACAUUUUGCUCUCGGAAAAAGCAACCAAAUUUUAUAAAAUACUAACGUACGAUCCAGAGCUAAUGAAAGCAAUUUUAGGUGUGAAUUAAAAAAUAAAAAAACAAAUUUUUAUUCUUCUUCUUGUACAAAA
Molecule: messenger RNA, 1711 nt
Organism: Neocloeon triangulifer
Lineage: Eukaryota; Metazoa; Arthropoda; Insecta; Ephemeroptera; Baetidae
Product: AP-4 complex subunit beta-1-like
Exons: 6
Coding region: 81-1670 (529 amino acids)
Biological process (GO): vesicle-mediated transport; intracellular protein transport
Cellular component (GO): membrane coat
Source: RefSeq, a predicted model, not a curated record